AUGGAGAUGGCGUGGGAUCUAGAAAACAAUUUAACAAUGUCCAUUAUCAAGUUAGUGAUUGGACUAUUGGCCAUGAGUGGAAAUAUGCUAAUUUUACUCAUCUUUAUCAAGUUUCCAAUGUUUAGAAAAGUACAAAGCAACGUGCUUAUAUCACUUUUGGCUGCUAGCAGUCUUGUUGUUGGUGAGUUUAUAUUGUGAAGAGUACGGUAAUGUGGGGUUAGGUAACGUGGCGAGCGAAAAACUUUGGGUAGGUUUAAAAUAGACGGUAAUAUAAAGUAAAAGGUUCAGUUAAAAAUUCUGUAAAAGCAAAUAGAGUACUGUAAGGCAGGGUUUUAGUUUCGUUCAAAACAUGGGUAGAGCUAGGGCAAUGUAACACUUGGAUUGGGUAAGGCAAAAAUCGGACAGGGCUAGUAGAAGGCUAAUUUACUAGAGCUAACACAGCGUUUGGGCUUUAUCCUAGGGCUCUGGGCUAGCGUCUACGCUAGGGAUCUGGGUAGUAAAGUUUUAGUAAACCAAGUAUAAGACUGCAUUCAACCGUUAUAUUGGCCUUAAUAUGUACAAUCUAAAACGAAUUUCCAGGGUUUGGAAUAGUGAUCCGAGCCAUCCACACCAUCUUCUUCUACAACCCACUACAAUGUAAUCGGUCUGUCUGUCUUCUAAUAGGCCAACCUCAAGUUAUUGGCCUAAUUUAUGGCCAAAUCCUUCUACUCGCACUAGCUCUGGACAGAUAUUCAGCUGUACGAUGGCCUUGCAAUUACCUACAGAUUGAUAUAAAGUUGAGAGUAAUAGUUAUCUUGGUAUUCUGCACAUUACUCAGUAUCUUCUUCAUCGCUCUAGCUAUCCAUGGGUUGAGUGAUGAACCAUGUUCUCAAUGUACAAUUGGUGCCACGACAACACACUUGUACCAUGCGAUUUGGCUUGGCAUUGGGGCUUUUAACGCUGUGUUGGUUAUUGGUAGGUUUAGUGGAUAAUAUUUUAAAGAAUAAUUUUAAAAUAUUGUAAUAUCUAUGUUAAUAUAGCUCAAUAGUGCCAAAAUAUCUACAAAAAUGGUAUUAAAUCAAGACAGAAUAUUUACGUUUACAAAGGGCAAUAAUACCGAAAGUUACAGGGGACAUUUCAGCUUACGCUUUUGAGUUUUUAAAAUUAAAUAUUUGAAUUUUUCGCCAAUUUGUAAAAUUUGGCAUUGUGUUUCAACCUUUGUUUUCUGACGUUCUAGACAAACUACGCUUACAAAUUUAAAAAAGCGGGUCGAUUUAAAAGUUUUCUACUAGUAAAUCAAAGAAAACUGAUUAAAAGCCAAAAAAUGACAGUUAUAAGCUUGAAACACAAUGCCAAUUCGGUGAGAAAUUUAAAAUGUAAUUUUUGAUCUCAGUUUUCUCGAAUUUGACUGGAAAAUGCGAUUUAGUUGAAGAUCUUAUCUUUACAUUACCUUUCUAUAUUAAAAGUUUGAAGUCAAUAAAAGCGGUGCAGGUCAGGACUUUCCUUGUAAAUCACAUCAAAUACCUAAAAAAUGUAAGAAUAAUGUAAAAAACAACUUUAAUGGAAAAAACAGCAAAACUCUUACAAGAAUAGUCUUGCAGAGAAGCAUUGACGCUUUUUGGUUAACCCUUCCACUUCUUCAGCGGGUCAGUCGGCUCCGCGACGUUUGCCCCUGAUGGGGGAUUGGGACUAUCUGCCCUGGGUCUGCUGGCCAUACGCUUUCUCAGCGUUCUUCGAACUGGCGGCCGUUUGCCGCAUUGCGUCGGCGCACAACCCCUGGACUAUCCAGGGGGGCACUGAUCAAUCGUUCUUUUUGAUUCAAACGGGGAAGAAAUAAAGAAAAAAGUAAAAAUAAAUAUUUUGGGGAUUUGUGAGGUUUCUUUAUUGGUUUUUACUGAAGAUUUGACUGAAAAACAAGUUUAUAUUAUUUUCGAUUCUUUAAAUUGGUAGAACAUUAUAUUUUCUUUAGCUUUUAAGGUUUUUUGUGGAUUUACUAUCAAUAUCAAGCUAUAUUUGGGCUUUACUAUUAAUUUUUAAUCUAAAUUUACACAAGAAACAAGUUUAUAUUACUUUAGGUUUCUAAAAAAAUAUGUUCCCUAAGGUAUUCAAGGUUUCUAUUGCAAUAACGGUUGAUUUAUAGGGAAGAUCAAGCUUUAUUUUAUGGUUUUGAUUGAUUUACAAGGAAGAUCGAGCUUUAUUUUAGGUUUUUUAUUAAUUUUAAGCUUAUAUUUACACAGAAAACAAAUUUAUGUUGUUCUGGAUAGGUAAAAAAUAUAUUUUCUUUUAAGAUUUUAAGGUUUAUAUUGAUUUAGAAGGAAGAUCAGGCUAUGUUUUAGGUUUUUGAUUGAUUUUUAGCCUACAUUUGGCUAAUAAAUCAGUUUAUAUUAUUUUAGGUAAAUAAAAAAUUUUGUUUUUUAAUCUGUUUUUUAUUCUUUUAUAAAUUUAAAUCAAAAUUGUGUCAAAAAGAGUUUUAUAUUGUUUUAGACAGAUAUACAUGUAGAUAAUACUUUUAAAAAUUAAAUUUAUGACAUUUUAUAAUGUGAUAUUGACUAUAAACUUAAUAAUUUUAUAAUUUACAGGUCUGUACCUAAAAGCGGUCAAGCUGUUGCACAUCCAAUUGAAUUCGAAGUGCACAAAACACUUCCAUACCAUCCGAGUACAUCAACAUGCAUUUAUAUCGAUCUCUUUGGUGGUACUGUGCUAUGCCAUUUUCUGGUGCAUUCCUGUGUUUGGAAGCAUAUUGGCUUAUGUAAGUUAAUGUUAUACAUGGACUGGGUAUGGCAGUGUAGGGUAGAUAAAAAAGGGUAGGGUAGAGUAGAGUAGGGUAGGGUAGGGUAGGGUAGGGUAGGGUAGGGUAGGGUAGGGUAGGGUAGGGUAGGGUAGGGUAGAGUAGAGUAGGGUAGGGUAGGGUAGGGUAGGGUAGGGUAGGGUAGGGUAGGGUAGGGUAGGGUAGGGUAGGGUAGGGUAGGGUAGGGUAGGGUAGGGUAGGGUAGGGUAGGGUAGGGUAGGGUAGGGUAGGGUAGGAUAGGGUAGAGUAGAGUAGGGUAGGGUAGGGUGGGGUAGGAUAGGGCAGGGUAUUCUUGAGUAACUUAUACUUAAUGUAAAAUUCUUUACAGAUAAGCAACGCAAAUGACACAAUUCGUGGUUACAUGUCAAUUACCUUUGGCCUAGGAGAAGGUCUAAAUUCUUCACUUACUGUAGUGAUCUACCUCGUCAAACAUCGUGAAGUACGGCAAUGUGUAAAGAAGUUGCUGAACAUUCACGACAAAGUCAAUAUGAAUAUUGAGACUGUCAAUCGGAAGAGUCAACUGUCAACUCAUUAA
This is a messenger RNA of Bursaphelenchus okinawaensis, 3302 nucleotides long. The record is from the annotation of a GenBank genome assembly. NCBI's taxonomy places the organism in Eukaryota, Metazoa, Nematoda, Chromadorea, Rhabditida, Aphelenchoididae.